AAAAGUUGUCUCCAGAAGCUGGUCAUGUGUCUGAAAUUUCUAGGACAGCCUGUCCUGGAAAAAAAUUGCCUGAAGUAAAUACACCAUCUAUACCUCAAAUCAUUCCAGCUAAAGCAGAUGAUAAUAAUCUCACAGAUCUCAAGAAGGAAGAUUUCUGUGGUGGUGAGGUGUUGAUUGCAAAUGUAUU
Racocetra persica is the source of this 187-nucleotide messenger RNA. The record is from the annotation of a GenBank genome assembly. NCBI's taxonomy places the organism in Eukaryota, Fungi, Glomeromycota, Glomeromycetes, Diversisporales, Gigasporaceae.